AUGUCCGACGACGAGUUCGACUUUGACGACGCGGCCCUGGGCGAGCUCGACGCCAUCGAGACGGCGCUCCAGUCCGGCCUCGCCCUCCCGCCUCGCUCCCUCGUCAACAAGCCCGGCCUCGUUCAGCGCGACUUGUUUGGCGGCACCGUCAUCCAGCAGGAGCGUCCUCCGCCCAAGGCGGGCCCGUCUCGCGCCGGCCAAGGCAGGGCAGGUGGGACCGGCGCCGGCAGCGGCGGCGACGGCGUGACCCAGGCCAAGACCAAGCAGGUCAAGGAGUGGGACCGCUCGAGCUUCGCCAAGCACGGCUGGAGCAAGCGCGGUGCGGCCGAGGCCAAGGCCAAGGCGCAGGGCAAGCGGCCCAAGGGCAAAGGGCGCGCGUACGGCUCGGACGAGGACGACUGGGACGAGGACAACGUGCUCGACGACGACGACGACGAGGGCGACGGCGACGAGUUCCUCAUCGACACGUCGUACGACCCCAAGGCGCCCAUCCUCCCGAUCAAGUGGGACCCGGACCGCGAGGCGGCGAGGACGUUCGUCUACCCGGUCCAGCCCGACAAGCCGAUGCGCGUGUACCAGUACAACAUUGUCAGCCGGGCCCUGUUCGAGAACACGCUCGUCAGCCUGCCGACCGGUCUCGGCAAGACGUUCAUCGCCGCCGUCGUCAUGCUCAACUUCUACCGGUGGUACCCUCGCGGCAAGGUCCUGUUCCUCGCGCCGACUCGACCGCUCGUCACGCAGCAGAUCAAGGCGUGCCACUACAUCGCCGGGAUCCCGCAAAACGACUGCAUCGAGCUCACCGGCGGCACGCCGGCCAAGCUGCGCUCGGUCGGGUGGCUCACCAAGCGCGUCAUCUACUCGACGCCGCAGACGGUCGAGCGCGACCUCGCCAAGGGCCGCCUCGACCCGCGCGACGUGACCUGCAUCGUCGUCGACGAGGCGCACCGUGCGAGCGGCGACUACUCGUACUGCGGCGUCGUGCGCUACAUGAUGUGCCGCAACCCGCACUUUCGCGUGCUCGCCCUCACGGCGACGCCCGGCUCGCGCGGCGAGGCGGUCCAGGAGGUCAUCGACAACCUGCACAUCGGCCGCAUCGAGGUCCGCGCCGACGACUCGCUCGACAUCCGCCAGUACGUGCACAAGAAGUCGUUCGACCUGUGCGUGCUGCCGCUCGGGCCGCAGCUCGGCGCCCUGCGCGACAAGUGGGCCGGCCUCAUGAAGCAGUACAUCCAGCCGCUGUACGCUUCGCGCCUCCUGUGGUCGCAAGACGCCGUCAUGCUCUCGCCGUUCGCCGUCCAGCAGGCGUACCAGAAGAUCAACCAGCUCCCCGGCGGCCGCAAGGACAACGGCAAGUUCUUCCCCAUGAUCAAGACGCUCGCCAUGAUGGCUCGCGCCAUGGAGUACCUCGUCGUCCAGUCGGUCACGUCGUUCCUGUCGAUCGUCAAGGACGUCGAGGGCGCCGGGUCCAAGAACCUCGUCAACUCGAGCGGGUUCCGCGAGGUCCUGCGCGACACGGACGCGCUCCGCAGCCGCGCCGGCUACGUUGGGCACCCCAAGAUGGAGAAGCUGCGCUCGAUGUGCAUCGAGCACUUUACCAACGCGCAGCACGAGCGCGACGAGUACACGGGCGAGCGCCGCGAGACGCGCGUCAUGAUCUUCUGCAACUUUCGCGCCGUCGUCGAGGAGAUCGUCGAGUGCCUCAACACGCAGCGCCCGCUCAUCAAGGCGACGCCGUUCGUCGGGCAGGCGAGCUCGAAAGGGUCCAAGGGCAAGAGCCAGAAGGAGCAGCUCGAGACGAUCCGCAAGUUCAAGCGCGGCGACUACAACGUCCUCGUCGCGACCUCGAUCGGCGAGGAGGGCCUCGACAUUGGCGAGAUCGACCUCAUCGUCUGCUACGAGGCCAACAAGUCGCCCAUCCGCAUGCUGCAGCGCGUCGGCCGCACCGGGCGCGCCCGCGACGGCCACAUCAUCGUCCUCAUGGCCGAGGGCCGCGAGGAGAAGAAUUGGGACCGCGCCAACGACGCCUACAACGACGUGCAGAACGCCCUCACGUCCAACAAGACGUUCGAGCUGUACGUCGACGGCGAGCGGCUCCUCCCGGCCGACGUCAAGCCCCAGUGCGAGAAGGUCGAAAUCAAGGCCCUCCCACUCGACCUCGACAAGCUCACGAUGACG
This is a messenger RNA of Rhodotorula graminis WP1, 2175 nucleotides long. RefSeq lists its product as uncharacterized. The annotation marks the transcript as partial. The record is from RefSeq and is a predicted model, not a curated record. Gene Ontology annotation, biological process: replication fork reversal; double-strand break repair via synthesis-dependent strand annealing; interstrand cross-link repair. Lineage: Eukaryota; Fungi; Basidiomycota; Microbotryomycetes; Sporidiobolales; Sporidiobolaceae. The transcript is spliced from 4 exons. Gene Ontology annotation, molecular function: four-way junction DNA binding; hydrolase activity; four-way junction helicase activity.